This is a messenger RNA of Metschnikowia bicuspidata var. bicuspidata NRRL YB-4993, 3903 nucleotides long. RefSeq lists its product as uncharacterized. The transcript has 2 exons. Gene Ontology annotation, cellular component: RQC complex. Lineage: Eukaryota; Fungi; Ascomycota; Pichiomycetes; Serinales; Metschnikowiaceae. Gene Ontology annotation, biological process: ribosome-associated ubiquitin-dependent protein catabolic process; rescue of stalled cytosolic ribosome. Bases 271 to 3447 code for a protein of 1058 amino acids. Gene Ontology annotation, molecular function: ribosomal large subunit binding; tRNA binding. The record is from RefSeq and is a predicted model, not a curated record.
AUUGUUUUUCGAGUGGCAAUGGCAUACUUUAUAUCAAGUAACUAGAAAACUGAUAGGUUCAGAUGAAUUAGGUCGAGAUGCGCGGCCCAAAAUUGGCCCUCUGCUUCCUUUCUUGAAGAAGUGCAAUCAAGAGGACUUAAGUAGACUUUUUGCAAACGCACAUUAUUUUUGAAGAGAAAAAACAAGCAUCAUACUAGCUUCGAAGACAGGAAAUUUGACAUAUAUGAUUUGAUACAUCGUGAUUUUCAAAACACUGUCACUAGGUGUUCAAUGUCGUUGCGGCGCUGUAGAUGCGGCGAAAUAUCCAGCAAUAAAAAUAGCCACAUCACGAAUGCGACUCAGCAACUCGUCGCUAAGGAACUCGGCCAUCGACUUCUGAGCAUCUCACCUUCCACCUCAAAUCACCCCACUAUGAAACAAAGAAUCACAUCGUUGGAUCUUCGUAUCAUCACAUGUGAGCUCCAGGAAAACAUCACAAACUACAGAUUGCAAAAUAUCUACAAUGUCAUCGGCUCCUCGAGACAAUAUGUGUUGAAAUUCUCUGUGCCAGACUCGAAGAAAAGCGUGGUUAUUGACUGUGGCAAUAAGCUCCACUUGUCCGACUUUGAACGUCCAACAGCCCCGGCACCAUCCAAGUUUGUUACAAAAUUGAGAAAACAUUUGAAGGCAAGACGAUUGAGCCUGCUCAAGCAGGUGGGAAAUGACCGUGUUCUUGCUUUCCAAUUUUCCGAUGGACUUUUUUACUUGGUGUUGGAGUUUUUCUCGGCGGGUAACAUUUUAUUGUUGGAUCAUGACAUGAAGAUUUUGGCCUUGCACAGAUUGGUGAAUGACUUGGGUCCAGAGAAUGAUAAGUAUGCUGUCAACGAAGUUUACAAAAUGUUUGAUCUUUCGUUGUUUACUGAGGACGAACCUCUUGUGUGUCAACCUAUGAGUGUUCAGAAUAUCAAUGAGUGGAUUACGAAUCAUAAAAGCAAGUUAUCCGAAGCAAGUUCAGACAAAAAGAAGAAGGUAUUCUCAAUUCACAAGCUUUUGUUUGUUAAUGCCAGCUACUUAUCCAGUGACUUGAUUUUGAAGGCUCUAAUUGGAGGUGGAAUCGAUGCUUCUCAAUCUUGUCUUGGUUUGGAAAGUGACCAGGAGCUCUUGUUCCAAACAGUGAAAGCACUCGAGAUGGCUCAAACACAAUAUGAUGAACUCAUUGAUAACGCAAAGAAUGGCUUGUCCCAAGGAACCAUUGUCGAAAAAAAGAAUCCACUUUACAAUCCAGAAGAUCUGGACUCGCUCGAGUAUACUUUUGAUGAGUUCCACCCGUUCCCACCUCAUAAAAUUAAAUCUGAUCUUCGUUUCCAAGCAGUUAAGGGUUACAACCAGACGCUUGAUAAUUUUUUCUCCACUAUCGAGUCCACUAAAUACGCAUUACGCAUUCAGAGUCAAAAGCAGCACGCAGAAAAGCGGUUGAAUAAUGCUCGAAGCGAACGUGACAAACAAAUCCAACUGUUACUUACGCAACAGGAGAUCAAUGAGAAAAGGGGAAAUACCAUCAUACACCAUGCUCAGCUCGUCGAAGAAUGUAAGGGGUAUUUGCAAGCCAUGCUUAACAAGCAAAUGGACUGGACCGAUAUCGAGAACAUUAUAAAAUUUGAUGCCGCGAAAAGGAAAGGCGAAGCGAAGUACUUUCGGUUUCCUCUCAGUUUGUUACAGAAUAAGAUCAAGCUCGCAUUGCCAGAUCCUGAAGCAGCACCUGAAUCUCUGGAAAUUGUGGGUUCCGAUUUAGAAGAUUCAUCAUCGGACUCUGAUGUCUCAAGUUCGGAAUCAGAUUCUGACCCAGAUUCUUCAGAUGCAGAAUCUGAGACGGACUCAGAUGCCGAGUCAGUUGAGAGUUUUGAACUGCAAAAAGCCAAAAAGAAACAGUCAACAAGAAAUAAAGAACCCUCUAUCCCCACGAUCACCGUGGACAUUGACUUGACACUUUCUUCAUUUGCAAAUGCUCGGCUUUAUUACGACUCCAAAAAAGUGGCCGUGAAUAAACAAACAAAAGUUGAGAAGAGCUCGGGCAUGGCCCUAAAGAAUGCGGAGAAGAAAAUUCAAAGAGACCUUGCGAAAAACCUCAAAGGUGAAAAUGAUGCUCUUCGCUCUAUCCGGCCAAAGUACUGGUUCGAGAAAUACUACUGGUUCGUUACUUCGGACAACUACUUGUGCUUGGCGGGUCGUGAUGACUCUCAAAUAGACAUGAUUUACUACAGACACUUCAGUGACAGUGGUUACUUUGUCUCGUCUGAUAUGGAGAAUUCAUUGAAUGUAUUCAUUCUUAACCCUUUCCAGGGUGAGGACGUCUCGCCUACUGCAUUGUUCCAAGCCGGUAUCUUCGCAAUGCUGGCAUCACACGCUUGGAAUAGCAAAGUCAGUGCCUCUGCUUGGUGGCUUAAAGGAAGCGAAGUCACCAAGAAAGAGUUUGACAACUCUUUAUUGGGCCCGGGCCGCCUAAACUUCAAAGGGAAGAAGAACUUUAUGCCGCCUGCUCAAUUAGUGAUGGGAUUCGGGUUGUAUUGGCUUGGUGAUGAAGAAACAGCAACUGCUUACACUAAAGCUAGAACUGACCGUCAAACUGAACAUGGAUUGAAGAUUGAAAUCACAAAUAAAAAGAGAGACCUCGAAAAUAUCACCAUAACCAGCAAAGAGUCAAUUGAGCCCGAGUUGUCCACUAAACAAGGUGUGGACCAAGAGGAAGCCGUGGGAGAAGUCACGGAGGCGCCCGCCUUUCCAACGGAAACCCCACACACAAUUUCCAAAUCAACCGUGGGCUCAACAAAGACUGUGCGUGGUAAAAAAGGGAAAAUGAAGAAAAUUAACGAGAAGUACGCCCACCAAGACGAAGAGGAAAGAAAGUUGAGAAUGGAGGCAUUAGGAACCCUUAAACAGGUGCAAGAUCUUGAAAAGCAAAAGCUCGAAGAGGCCAAGCAUCAAGCAGAGCUCGAACGAAAGAAAUAUGCCGCUGCUAAAAAGGGGGCACAGAGAGAACAAAGGGCUGAAGAAAGAGAGUUACAAAAGUAUUUGCAGGGGGAUGAUGAGGAUGAUUCGGUAUCAUACUUGGAAUUGCUCGAUUCCCUUAUUGCUAAGCCAGGAAAAAUGGACACAAUUGCUACUGCUGUUCCAGUCUUUGCCCCUUGGUCUGCCUUGAGCAAGUUCAAGUACAAAACUAAAAUUCAACCAGGCAUGGCGAAGAAAGGCAAGAGCGUGACAGAAUCUUUGAACUAUUUCACCGGCAGGAAAACUGACGCCCUGAAGGAAGACCCUGACAUUGACUGGCCCGAGGAACACGAAAUCAUCAAAUCACUCAAGUCGAACGAUUUAAUUGGUGUUGUCUCGGUUAACAAAUUGAAGUUGGUUUUACCAGGUGGAAAUGCGUCGGAUAACAAGAGCAAGAAAGGUGCCAAAAAGGGAAGGAAGUAAAUAUAAAACAUUCGCGACGUCCUCUUCCGUCUUUGCGAUGCCGGUCUGUCAUAAAACCUAAUGCAUGCAUGCCUUCAGUGACAGCCUUUUACCCCAACGUGCGACCAAAAACCACUCAUAUAAUUGCCCUGCAAGCGCAUAACCGAGCCGCAUAUACAUGUACUACACGCCCAAGAAGCUGCUUUCCGCCGCCAGGCUCACAUAACUAAAUUCUGAAUUUUCCAAAUAUCCGGGAGGAAUGUUUCCGUGGUAAGUCUCCAAAAUCUAAUAUUCGGAACUCCUCAGAUCUCAAAGACAUCUGCGUCAAUAGUAUUACGCCAAGUCGCGAAAGAUUCGUUGACUUAAACAUUCCAAUCAUACACGCGACCAUAUAGUGAAUGCCUCGUCGCAUUUGCCUUCACCAUAUGCUUUAAAUACACUUUAACCUUGCUCAUUGAAAAUAAAACAAACUUGCAG